Molecule: messenger RNA, 459 nt
Organism: Ailuropoda melanoleuca (giant panda)
Lineage: Eukaryota; Metazoa; Chordata; Mammalia; Carnivora; Ursidae
Product: glycine cleavage system H protein, mitochondrial
Exons: 1
Coding region: 1-459 (152 amino acids)
Biological process (GO): protein lipoylation; glycine decarboxylation via glycine cleavage system
Cellular component (GO): cytoplasm; glycine cleavage complex; mitochondrion
Source: RefSeq, a predicted model, not a curated record
AUGGCGCUGCCAGUGGUGUGGAGCGCAUUGGCUGGGCCCUGCCUGCCUUGGCCCUGGGGGCUCACCAGCUCUGCUCUGCUCUCCGAGGGUAAGUUCACAGACAAGCAUGAAUGGAUACCAACCAAAAAUGGUAUUGAAACAGUGGGAAUCAGCAAUUUUGCACAGGAAGCUUUGGGAGAUGUUGUUUACUGUAGUCUGCCUGAAGUUGGGACAAAAUUGAACAAACAAGAUGAGUUUGGUGCUUUGGAAAGUGAGAAAGCUACUAGUGAACUCUAUUCUCCUCUAUCAGGAGAAGUCACUGAAAUUAAUGAAGCUCUUGCAGAAAACCCAGGACUUGUCAACAAAUCUUGUUAUGAAGAUGGUUGUCUGAUCAAGAUAGCACUCAGUAAUCCUGCAGAACUGGAUGAAUUAAUGAGUGAAGAAGCAUGUGAGAAAUACAUAAAAUCUAUUGAGGAGUGA